UAGAAAAAUCCCAACAGCGUGAAUUUAUUGCGGAAAAGGUGGGGAGAGGGAAGGAUUACGGGGGUGGCAUUAAGGCAGGAGUAUAGAAUGGAGUUUCAGUGCUUCUAACUCCUAGGAGCCCUGCCUCGCUAUCUCUAUUGUAGUAGUAGUAGUUGUAGUUGUAGUUGUUAAACCUGGGAAUUGCUAUAGCAACACUGGAAGUUUGAUGCACUGAAGGAAGUAGCCCUUGGUAAGGCUAGGUUCCACCACUCUCACCAUGGCAUCUGUAACUGACAAGUCCCUUUUAUCAGCUGAGCUGCAGGAGGAGGAGGAAAAAGAGGAGGAGGAGUUUCAGCAUCUUUUGCUCCAGGCAACCCAGAAAAUCCAGAGUGCAAUGCCUCCUCCGGCGCAGUACAAGCCCAUCCGUCCGCUCCCAGGGUUCUGCCUUAAAACCCACACAGAUUCCGGUGAGAAAGUCUUCGUCAACGUCUGCCGCUCCCCCCACAUCCCGCCGCCUCCCGACCUGACCAAUGAAGAGAUGGCGUGCCUCAUUGAGUCAGAGAACGCCUCCGACUUCCAGAUCCCUAUGAGUCUGGGGGAGCCCCACGUAGAAGUGGACAAGAGCGGCAAUGGUUGCACUGCCUACGAUGUUACCAUUAGCACCAGCUUUUUCAACAAGAUGGAGAGCAACCAAUUCCUCAAGGAAUUCUUCGUCACUGUUGCCUUGGAAGGCCUGUCAGAGAAAUACAAGAUGUAUAUCAGCCACCCAGAAUGGCGGAUCCUGAGGAACAGGAAGUUCAUGGGCUCCAUAGCGGAGCAGACCAUCCGCACGAAAUCCAAACCCAUGAUACAGGAGAUGGAUGCUAGCCAAAUCAAGGAGACAACUGGUAAUCUUCUGCAGCCAUCUGUUUCACAAAGCUCUGCCACAGUUCCUGACUUCACACUGGUCGCCGAGCCGUCAAGCAGUCACCCUGACCGUCUUGUAGCAAACAUCUGCCUCCCGAAAAUGAACUCUGUGAGAUCUCUGGAACUGGACCUCGGAGAGGAUCGAAUUGUGUUGCAGGGACACCCCAGGCUGUACCACUUGGACAUCUUCAUACCCUACAGCAUUGUCCCCGAGGAAAGUAAGGCCCAGUUCCAUAAAGGAACGAAGAUCCUAACUGUGUGGAUGCCCACUCAACGCCCCUUGCUGCUGCCAUGAGUGCGAAGGCAAAAAUCGGGAAGCACAAUAGCUUCAUCGGCUGGGGCACUGCUGCGAACUGCAUACAAAUAUCUUGUCCUGUGGACGUUGCAGCGGGAUGAAGAAUGGAGAUUGGGACCCUGGAAUGUCUGAAGAAUUUCUACACGGUUCUAGACUGGUGGGGGGAGAACUGAAUGAUCAAGAGCAGCUGUUUCUCUAGCACACAGGCUCUGUACCCACAUGCAGAGAGCAAAAUAUAUUGGAUGGGAUCCAAAACGUA
Molecule: messenger RNA, 1439 nt
Organism: Hemicordylus capensis (graceful crag lizard)
Lineage: Eukaryota; Metazoa; Chordata; Lepidosauria; Squamata; Cordylidae
Gene: PIH1D1
Product: PIH1 domain containing 1
Exons: 11
Coding region: 257-1180 (307 amino acids)
Biological process (GO): box C/D snoRNP assembly; rRNA processing
Cellular component (GO): R2TP complex; cytoplasm; ribonucleoprotein complex
Source: RefSeq, a predicted model, not a curated record